AGGGUCGUGAAGGCGUACCAGGUAGUACGGGACCCCGUGGACAGUUCGGGUCAGCAGGAAAGAAAGGACGUCUAGGAAAAGGUGGAAUUGAUGGUCACAAGGUAAACACGUUGUAUAUAUAGUAGCGCUAUAACUGGCAUAUACCUAUUUACCACUGUGGACAAAUAAACGUCCAUUAACAAUAAUUACAUAGGUGAUUAUUGACAAUUCUCCACGCUGAUUGGUUGCCGUUGAGGUGAUUAUAAAGCGAUAAUCACCUAAGCGUUUUUCAAAAUGGCGGCCGAAGCCGUUCUGUCAAUUAAAUGACGAAGAAAUCACCUAUGAAAUUAUACUAAAACAAUUUUUCACCUCAGGCUCGAUGAUUAUCGUGAUUAAAAACCUCGACUUCGUCUCGGUUUUUAUUCACCGAUAAUCACCUCGCCUUCGGCGAAUAAUUUUUAAUUUGAAACAAUAUUUGGCAAAUUAAAUUAAGCUACUUACGUAAUUCGUACUACACAACUUUUACCUAAAACUGUCGCAUGCAACCUGCUUUCAGUUUGAGUUGUACUGACUACUGUGUAAAUCAAACACACAACUCGCUUACGUUGUUGUAGUAGAGUUGUGUUCUUGAUUUACACAGAACAACUCAAAUUGUGAGCGGGUUGUAUGCGACAGUUUUAGGGGAAUGUUGUGUGGUGUAAAUUAGCCUUUAAAGAAAGUUAAUCCUGUUCCAACUGAUCAAUCAUGUUCCAGAAUCAAGUUUAUUUGUUACAUUUAUUUUCAUUUCCUUUCUACUUUCCACGAAUCGUUGAAUAUAGUUGCUUUGCUUGCAUUUCGUUAAUAAAUAAUGGGGAAAAAACCUGAUAGAUAAUUAUUUUUCUAGGGUCGUGCUGGUCAUCCUGCUAAUCGCGGAAAGCGUGGUCGUGUCGGUUUAAGAGGGCAGGAGGGAAGCUCUGGGUUACGAGGAGAUACAGGGAUUACUGGGGAACAUGGUAAUCGGGGUGACAUGGGACCUAAUGGAUUGCCUGGUGCCCCAGGUCACGAGGGACCCAGGGGUAAACGCGGAGAUAAAGGUUCCAUGGUAAGUGAAUUUAAUAUACUAUACUAUACUAUAGUAAAUAUGUAUGUGAUCAAAUCCGAAUAUGAGGACUGGACUGGAUUAAUGGAUUUCAAUACCGAGCAUUACGAGGCAAAACCGAAAACUACAGCUAACUGCAUGACAUCCCACACCCAUAUUCAUGAGUCAUUAAUUUUGAUCCAAUCCUUAGACUGGAUCAAUACACCAGGUUUCAUCAUGUGAGGAAAAUAAAGUAUUAGGCUUCGCUAAUUUACUCAUGAAUAAUAAAUGAGUUUGAAAUAUGUAUGUUGAGUAGUAUUUACAAAGCACGUGCAGUAUAUAAUAAGACUAUACAGUAUGAAUUUACCGGAACCAGGUACUCGGCGUACGUAUAUAAAUAUACCGAACAAUCCUCCAUACGAAUUUCUCCAUCAUCUCUCGGUUCCAUAAGUGGCCAUGCACGUUGCAAAUUUAGGCUGAUGAGGGCACUAGAGGAACAUUUAAGAGCUUGAAAAAGUGCAUUGUGCACAAUGUAAAGGCCAAAACACACCGAAUUAUCGUAGGGCCGUACGCAAGAUUUUUUCACCAGGGGGCAGUAAUACCUAUAUGCUGAAAUUAAGUACCCAAAUGUCAAUGCAUUGAAAGUCAUAUCAGUUAGAUGCAUGCUUUUGGCCGCCCCGUACAAAAUGAUACAUUCUCUUUCACAAGAUCAUAAGCGCCAUUUGGCUUAAUAAUUUAUAAUAACGUUAUAAAAUUAGUAAAUAAAUUGGGAGGGCAGUUGCCUCUGCUUCCCCCCCCCCCUGCGCACGGCCCUGAAUUAUUGUCAUCAUGAUCAAGAAAUUCCAAAAGAUAUUCGGCUUCUAUAAACGGAUAGAAGGCAUUCCAGUUUCGUUCCAGGAAUUCUUAGCUACUAACAAUAAUUUAUAUAUGCUUUUAGGGAGACCCAGGUUCAAUUGGUGGUCAAGGGAAGGAAGGACCUUUUGGAGUUGCGGUAUGUGUACAGUAAUUCUUUUUAUCUGCUACACUACUGUACGAUUUGCGAUAAUUGAAAUAUAUUUUAAAUAUUCUCUUUAACAGGGAGGCGAAGGUUCUGAAGGAUCACGUGGAGAGAGGGGCGACAAAGUAAGUUGAAUGUUACCUGAGAAUAAGAUUAUUUGCAAUACACGCUUCCGGAAAGUACGGCAUCUUGGCUAUCGAGCCUCGUUUUCGUGAUUGAAACGUGAAGUUUAAUUAAUGUCACAUACACGAAAACGAGGCUCUGUAGCAGGGUUUUAUAUUCUUCUAUAAUCCCCCCCCCCCCUGGGGUGGAGGAAAAGAAUCAAAGGGUCUUAGGGCUAGGGAAGAAAAUCAAAGAAGAGUAGAACAAAUGGAAAGGCAGAGGGAAAAGUAGAGAAAAUUUCCGUGGGUAAUUCGUGAAAAUCAGUGUUUCCACUUUCCAAAAUGAUUUUUUCUAAUUUUUUCCUAAUGGAAAGUAACUUAAAUAAAUAUGAAAAGCUUUACUGAGGAUUGCAAAUUUAGUAAAUAAUAACUUAUAACUAGGUAAUUUAUAAUUUAGGUAUUUUAUUCUAUCUUGGGGAGGGGACAAACAUACUAUGUCACAGUAUUACUAUUAGGUACAGGCCUUUGAGGCACAUGUCAGUCCUGUUACACCCCGUUAGUAACGACCACCGCCCUAAUACCAUUACCAAAGUCUGGGUCAGAAAGCGGAAGCAAUCAAAUAUGCAGGCAUUUGGUCGAUUUCUUUUGGAUCUUAACUGGAAUGUACUUUCGCAGCUACCCGAUUGUCAAAAAAUGUGUGACCUGUUUUAUGACAUUAUUCUCAUGGGUUUGGAUACAAUUUUCCCCAAAAAAUCUGUUAAACUUCACUGUAGAGACAAAGCGUGGAUUACCCCUGAAAUCAAACUCCUCAUCUCCCAACGACAAAAGGCCUUUGCCUUGGGAAAUACAAUUGAAUACAACAAAUUGCGAAAUAAAGUAAUUCACGUCGUGAAACAGGCAAAGUCUAAAUACUUCGAGUCUCAAGUGAAUCAUCUAAAAAAUUCAAAGCCAAGGAAAUGGUGGAGUGCUAUUAAAAACCUAGCUGGCUUUUCUUUAAAGCCUGCCUUCCAUUCUGCAGAGGUGAAUGGAACUAUCUUGCAGGGACGAGACUUAGCGUUCGCUGUUAAUAAUGGGUUUUUAGCCGCCACUAAAUCGUUACCGCCGCUUUCAAUUACUGAUAAAUUAUCUGUGGAUAUAUCUUCAGACCUGCGACCUAUAUCUCUGACCGCCACGCUCUUAAAGGUUCUUGAAUCAUUUCCAUUUCAAUGGAUUAUGGAUACCAUUAAGUCUCAGUUGGACCCAAAGCAAUUCGGAUCGUUAAAAGGCUCUUCUACGAUAGACGCAUUAAUUAGCAUGUUCCACUGUUGGUAUUCUAACACAGACGGCAAUGGCGAGACUGUUCGUGUUUUUCUGCUUGACUUUAGUAAAGCAUUCGACAGAAUCAACCACAAAAUCCUGAUAAAAAAGAUGCAAUUACUAAAUAUUGAUAAAUCCUUAAUAAACUGGGUUAUUGAUUUCCUGAUGCAAAGAAGACAGAGGGUGAAAUUGGGUUCUUCGUUCUCUGAUUGGUCCUUGAUAAAUGGAGGCGUCCCGCAAUGUACAAUCCUUGGCCCAUUACUUUUCCUCAUCAUGGUCAACGAUUUGGCUAUUAACCACAAAGAUAGAUGGAAAUAUGUUGAUGACACUAGUCUCUCCGAAACAAUCGGUAAAGGUUGUCAAAGUAACCUGCAAUCUGUUAUUAAUAAUAUCGAUCAAUGGUGCACGGAAAAUGAUAUGAUGCUUAAUCGUUCUAAGUGCAAAGAACUAAUUAUCUCGUUCGCUAAGGACGUCCCUAAUCUUCGACCAUUGUUUAUUAAAGAUCACUGUAUGUCCCCAGUUUUAUCAGCAAAGGUUCUUGGUCUGUACUUUUCUUCUGAUCUUAGUUGGAACUUACAUGUUGAACACAUAGUAUACAAGGCAUCAAAGAGACUUUUUUUCUCCGAGUGCUUAAACGCAGCGGUCUUGGAGGGAGUUCUCUAAUUCAAGUCUAUACCACAUGUAUACGACCUGUGCUUGAAUAUGCAUGCCAGGUUUGGAACUUAAACUCCCCUGACUAUUUAAAGGAAGAAAUCGAAAGAAUUCAGAAGCGAGCCCUACGAAUAAUAUGUCCUGACCUGUCAUACCGCAAAGCCUUGGAAGUUCAUGAAUUAUCGUUGCUCUCUCAAAGACGAAAUAAUUUAUGUAAAUCCUAUUUUAAGAAACUUCUCAACCCGGAAAAUAAAUUGAAUGAACUUAUCCCUAAUAAACGCGAGGACUUACGUACUUACAAUCUACGUAACGAUCAGCAUAUUAACUUAAUUAAUUGUAAGACUACAAGAUUUAGUAAAAGUUUUAUUCCUUCUAGUAUCGUAUCAUAUAAUGAUUCAUUUUAAUUGUAAUAUAAAUUUUAGUUUUAAUAUACCGUAUAUUACUAUAUGUAUUAGUUUUACCAUGUAUUUUAAAUGUCAACUCUGUACAAUUCAGCUCUUAGCUGCCAUUCAGAUUUUGUAAUAAAUUCAAUACAAUUCAAAAAAAAAAUAAUAAAUAUACGUGCAUGGUGGUAUCUCAACAAAACGAAACAAUCUUGUAGUUAUUUCAUCAUGCAAACAUACAAGGAAAUUAUAAGGUUAUUUUUCCCCCUAAACAAACUGAGGUGAAAGAACAAUGUCAGAGCGACAAUACCAGCUCUCGAUACAUCACCUUUCAUGUAGAAAAUGAAUAUAUAUGCAGUUUAAUAGCUUUCUUACUAAAGCCAUGCAGGCCUAUUAGAUUUGGGCUUAUUUACUUACAAACAGUAUGAUUCCCUAGCAUUUCAGUUCCUGCACGCAUUCUCUGAUAUAUGUAUUGUUGACUUUGAAUACUAACAUAUAAGAAGGGCAUUUUCUUAUCCCUGCCAGUGAAAGACAAUAGGGCACGACUUGCCCCCAAUGCGUCCAUAGUCUUGAAUAUAUAUGUUUAAAAACUGUAGUACAUGUUGCUGCCCCAAAUUACAUAUGUUUUCAACACUGAUUAUAUCAAUAUGUGCAUUUCUAGGGUGAAGUUGGUCCUCCAGGAUUUCAAGGAAAUCGCGGUGAUAAAGGCCCAGUGGUAAGAUAUUCUAAUCAAUUACUAUUUCAUUAAACAAGGACGUUAGAAAAAUACAUUUCGCAACUAUAUAGUCCGCGUUAUAGGCGUGUAAACGUCUGUUAUUAUUCUUUCUCACUUGUUCAGCAAUUGGUUAAACAACGUCGUAUUGCUUAAUGAAUAUAAAUAGGAAUUUAUGUGUAUGAGUAGGAUUUUGCUUUAUUUCUUGUGUAGGGAGAUAAAGGAAUCCUAGGAUAUCGAGGAGGCCGAGGUGAAGAAGGGGAUCAGGUAGACUUUAAGAAAAAUUUCCUUUAUUGAGUUUAUUCAAACUGUGUAGUUCAGACUUGUCCCUUGUCGGAAUGGGUACCAAGAGGUCUAGGCUGUAGCUACGAGAGAAUAAGGCUAGCUGUGAUACAAACAAAAUCAUGAAUAUAUUUUAAACUUAAACUUUGUUUAAAAUAUUUUGCUAACCUUGGAGAGUAAACACUUCCAACGUAAAUGUAUGGUGUAUAUAACAUUAUCAGGGAAUUUUUUGUGUUGGUAUUGUGCACUCAGGUGCAUGAAUAUGAUGUUUGUGAUGUUACUCUGAGUGUAACGCUCAGUUGGAAGAGCAUUGGGCUAGUAUUCCAAAGGUCGUAGGUUCGAUUCCCACCAUGGUCAGGCAUAUUUUUCACACUGAGAGUAACAUCACAAACAUUAUCAAGAAAGUAUUGUAAUCAUAUCGUUUUUUAAGAGAACACAAAACAGCAAAAAUAAAAAAGAAUUUACCUCAUGAGGAUUUACUAAUGAGGAAAUAUGUCGUGCGUGACUAUUAAAUUUAUCUGAAUAUUCCUCAGUGUUUUUUUUACUCUUCUCUCCACUUCGUCUCGUUUUACUUUCUCUCGCCGCGCUCGGAACGGAGACUUUCCUUGGAUCAUCUCAUAUAUUAGACAUCCAAGACCCCACCAGUCUGGGGAAAACGUGUAACGUUCAUUACCGAAAGUCUUCCUUUUAACCUUUAUCCAGGGAGCAGUUGGUGCUAUGGGUCCUGAGGGACCAGCUGGUCAAGAAGGUUUAAGGGUAAGAUGAGCAUCUACUACAUAUAUGCUGUACAUAAUGUACUUGCGCAUUACCAUAUUACGUGUCAAAAUCAAAUCAAUUUAUUCACACUAUUUUAACAUAUAUACAUUAUUAACUAUAAGUAAUUCAUUUUUUAAGUAUAUAAAAGAAAAUGAUAAAAUGAACGAAAAUAUUUAAAACGUGCACGACGGUUAAAGGAGCAUCAGCUUUCGAGUUAACCACCGUCUACGUAUGAAUAAAUAACUAAGCGGUUGAAUUACAUAAUUCGUGUACAGUUAUGAUGCGCGAUUAGUAGUUUUUGAACUUUACAUAGAGUUUAUGCAUAUUGCCACCUUGAUAAAAAUAAGCUAUGCCAAUUUCCAGGGUCAAUAUGGGGAAGCUGGUAUUGAUGGUCCAGAUGGGGAAACUGGUAAAAAGGUACUGUACAUGUAGGUGUUUGAAAGGCAUCUUUUCUUUAGCAAACCUGCAAUAUUUUAUGCAUGCAGCUUUGUAAAUACAAAGAAUUUAAUUCAUUCCCAAUUAUGAUUAAUUCAAUGGUGUGCUUUUUAUGGUGUAUGUGCAACUCAUUUUUAUAACAAUAAUAUCAUUGUUUUUCUACGGCAGUGAUCUAUUUAUUCUUGCUCACUCUGCAAAACGUUAAUUGGUGGAAGAAACCGAGUACUCUGUGAAAUCUCAAGACUUUUGUUCCAUACAAGAAAGCUAGUAAUCUAGCUAGUGCAGAGGAGCGAGAAUAAUGAGCCCACAAAUCAUACUAUACUGAUGCAGUUUUUAACAUGCAUUUACAGUAAAUAAUUGCACGGCUUUAAGAUUCAUUACUGUACCCUGCAGUAAACCAAGGGUAGUAGAGAAUUGUACAAUAGCUAACCAUACAUUUCCUUUAUAAAUAGGGCGACGACGGUAGUAAUGGUCUUCGUGGCCGUCAUGGAGAAAAAGGUUUCAAGGUUAUGCCAGUUUCUAUAAAGUCGCAAAAAUUAAAUUUCGCAAUAUAUGCAAAAACGACUGAUUGGAAAUUAUAUUAACUGCUUCUUAUUGGAGGUUGUGUCAUAUUAUUCAUAUUAUUGGACUAGGUUGUGUCAUAUUAUUGUUGUGUCUCAUAUUAAUUCUUCAAAUAGCUUUCAAAUUUUAAUGCUUAAAGUCUCGAGGAUCUUAAAAUUUAAUGCGAUAGUAAGUCAUUUAUUCAAGCAGAUUGAUUGAGCUUCAUGGUGUUUACACCAUUUUACUUGCUCAUCAAUGACCAUAGACUUUUUCUAGAAUAUCAUAGGGCAUAAAUUACAAACCGUUUGAGGACACAGAGAUAGACUAAGUCGAUACUUAGGUUAACAUGCGGAUUUGUUGCACAAUCUGUGUCUUUUUAACCAAUCGGAAAGCUGGUAAUUUUGCCCUGAUUUUUGUAAUAGACAGAGAGAAAUUACUUAUGCUUGCUGUAUCCAUGAUAUGGCUGAUGCAUUUUAAAAUUAAAUCAAAGAAUAAUCACAAUUGGCUUUCCAAUCUGAUACGAAUAUUGAUCUAUAAAAUUAUUUUAGACAAAGAAAGUCAAUUGUAAAAGCGGAACCUGAGUGAUGGGAUCUAAGAGAAUGUGUGAUACCGCAUGUGAGUAUUACACCAAAGUAACACGGCCAAAACUUCCUCAAAGCCAAUCAGAAUUCUGUAAUUUCUCCUGCAUAUAAGUUAGUGGUGCAUGGUCAUUUUGUUUUAUGUAACGAAGCUGAACACCUUGCAAUGAGCACCUAAAAUUAGGGCAAAAUUACAUUUUUCUGAUUGGUUGAGAGGACAACGGACUGCAUGAGCCUUUGUGUAGAUAUUUUCUUGUACAUGUUUAUUUUCUCAACAUAUAAACUGCACGUAAUCGACCGUUUCAUCAAUAGCGACACCAUCUUGAAAUCGCAAUGCAUUGUGCUAUAUUCAGGAAAUGCUACUCUUAUGCAUUGUGCUAUACAAUGGAAAUGCUACUCUUAUGUAACACAGACACAAUAAAAGGAUUGGCAAUGGAUAGCAUUUGAAGAGAGUUUUCAAAGUUAUUCAUUGUGAAAACAUGUGCUGCAGUAACGGUCUGUGUUGCUAGAUUAUUCAGCUUUUAUAGCCUGUGAAAUUCAUCCUAUUCUCAAUUUAAUGAUCAUAUAACUUUCUCUAACCUGUAAUGUAGGGCUCUGAUGGUUCCAUUGGAUUACAUGGAAGCAGAGGGAAGAAAGUAAGAGUUAUCUCAGUCUGUUAACAUUUAUGAAGUUGGAUAUAAAGUUACUGAACCAGGAUCAUAUAUACAUAGCAACAUGGGUCUUCAUGGUGCUGGUUCCAUAAUAUUAAUAUUCAGUUAAAGCAAGCGCCUCUUUUAAUGCAAUUAUAACAAUAAUAUAUUAAUACAGAGAGGUUAAAUCUCUGAUAUUUAACAGCAGUACUGCAAUAGUUCUUUUAGUUUGCAUUUAAAAUCCUUGUGUUAGAGCAGUUUUCUUCCUUUUUCAAAGGGCAAGAAAGGACGACCUGGCACUCGUGGAAGGAGUGGUCCCAAUGGAGAAGAUGUAAGAUACUAAAAAUAAAUAUUUGGGUUGAACUUCUGUCAUUACCUCUUGCUCCUUGUGAGUGACAUCGCUCUCUACUUCAGUAAUAGUUAUAUUUUUUCUUUAAGGGAGAAAGUGGAGAUGAUGGUCACAUGGGCUCAGCAGGUCGUGAGGUAAUUUAGAGUAUACAGAAGUUCUUUUGAAGAAGUACUGUAAUCAGACAAUUUAGAAGACUGCUUUUGAGUGAAUGGUUUACCACGUUAUUUAUUCUGAGUGUUUUUAUGUAAAAAUGACGAUUUUAGCAUGGUAUGUAUCCAACCUGGUUUUUUGUGCCUCAGUUCUUAUAUAAUGUAAGACAUUCAGAGAAUCGCUAAUGAAAGCACACAACUUUAAAUGCUCUUUAACUCUUUGAUGCACAAAUUCGGUCAGAAAAUAAGUAGAAGGUUCUAUUUCUCUCACAGGGUGUCCCAGGCCUGCAAGGUAUUUCUGGAGUUAUUGGACCUAAAGGUGAAGUGGUAUGUAUGUGGUUCUGAAACAUAGUCAACGAUUUAAAAAAAAUAGUUUAGAGUUCGUUGUUUUCAUUUUACACAAGACUGCAAUGCACCCUUUUUCUAAUGCAAAUUUCCUCCACCUCUUCCUGGGAGCAAAAAUUGGCACUCGGCAAAACACCUUGCAACGAGCACCUAAAAUUAGGGAAAAAUUACAUUUUUUCUGAUUGGUCGAGAGGCCGACGGACUGCAUGACAUUUUGUGCAGAUAUUUUCUUAUCACAGUACUCGGUCAAAUUCAUAUCCUGGACUGCUUAGGACUGGCGAUGAUGACUGGCACUAGUCCGAGUAAUGACUUUUUCCCCCCAGGAAGGACUGGAAAAAGAAAGAAUGAAAAUGGCGUGCUCUGAUUCAAAGCUAUGUUUUGCAGAAAUGCGCUCAAAAACUGUAACCCUGCUACCCACCUUGCUGAUAUUUUAAGGAAAUGUCGGCGUAGUAAAAGUGGGCCACGUUUUUACAAAAUCAGUUGCAAACUUCUUCACUACAUACUAGCCCCAUCAAUAGGUUCUAAAGUUUGCUUUUUACUUUGUUUAAUUGUGUCUGAUUAGUAUACUCUUUUCGAGAGCGAGUUUGUCCGUGUGGUAUAUGCAACCUGUGUGAAUGCUGCUUCUUGUCCUAUGUAGGGUACAGAAGGUUCACAAGGAGAAAAGGGAGGAAUUGGUCCAACAGGGUCAACGGUUAGUUCCAUUAGGCAGAUUUAGAAAGACGACGAGACAAACUUGACGACGCGAUCUCAAUUACAGCUCAAGAUUGAGAUCUAAGGAAAUUGAAGCUUUUUAAAAUAACCUUAUACAAACGGCGAAGUUCAGGAAAAACGAUCCUGUUUCUGCUUAUGAAGCAAAUAUUAUUUAACUCCUCUAACGUCGCAACAAGCAUUCACGUUGCUCCACUGACGUGAAAAUCUUAGUUUAACGUUGUAUUCAGAAUGACAACACUGUUGAGAAUACCCCUGGUACCACAAAUUAUUCAAACUUUUUGUUUUGCAUGAAGAAUUUCUUUGUUUCGGAAGACGCGUCUUUCAGUUCGCGUCGUGUUUUCUAAAUUAGUCUAUUUACAAUGAAAUGCGUCAGCUGUUAACAAUACAAGGAACAAAAGGCGCAGAACAUUCAUUCUCUUUAAUUUUAAAAUUUAAAUGAUGACAUUUUAAAUGCAUUCAUAAUCCAAUUGGAAAGAAUAAUAAUAAUAAAAGCAUUUAUUUUAACACGAUAAUUGUACAGCAUAGCUGAUGUGGUCAUGUAACCAACUAAGUAACAAAUGGAAAAGACAAGCUAGGCUGCAAAUAUUGUGAAAUAACGUGAAUUAUAAAAUUUAUUGAAAAACUAUAGUGGGUUAUACAACCACAACUUGUUGUCGUGCUUUUUAAUAUGCUUUUCUUUUUGCGUCUUAGGGAGUGUCUGGUAAAGAUGGUGAUCCUGGGAUUAUUGGUCCACAAGGUUUAAUGGUUAGUUUUGGCUACUGUGUGCUGCGUGACGUACACGGGUAGUGUUUAAGGGUGAUUUAUUUAUUCAAAACUAUAUUUUUAAUGUUGAUCUCUAUUCUGGGAGGCGAAUAUUCAUUUGUUUGCAUGGUGAAUAUUAACUUUUAUCUCUUAUUUUUAGGGCUCACCUGGAGAACGUGGUGAAAGAGGUGGUCGUGGUGUCGCAGGAGUUGAGGUUAAAAGUUCACCUUCAGUUUUUUGUGUCAGUAAAUCGGUCAUUAGGGCGUAGCACUAAUGAAAGCCCAGCCUGGUUUCCAGGCGUUACAUAUCGACGGUAACCAGACUAAUGGAACCUUCUUCCACAAUUAUUUGAAUUUAUUAUUAAACUUGCAACUUUUACAUAAAUGACAUAAAAAUAAAAAAGACGUUAGACGUAAAUUAUAAUUGAGUGGGGAGGACAUCCGAGAUGGAACUAAAAAGCUUAUUUUGAAUUUAGACGUAAUACAUACAAAUUCAUGUGCAUGUAUAUUUGCAUUUAAUUUACUUGAAUCAAAAGCGACAAUCCAUUCCAAAAGUUGUGUGUGUGUGUGUGGGGGGGGGGGACGAAGUGAGGAAGUCAAGCAAUGGACGUAAUUUAUUAUAGAUUCUAUCACGAAUGUCCAAAAAGUGCGGGGGGGGGCCUUCCCCCCAGGAUUGACGCCCUUGACAUGAAUGCUGAAUGAGUUAUGUGAUGAAAAGGACAUUGAACUAUUUUGAAGCAUUCACAUUCAAUUAAAAGAGUCGUAGAUAAAUAUAUCCAUAACUAGACCUACCGGCAGAAGAUUUCUUUCAAGAAUUGAAAAAUUCUAAACCUUAAACUCGUAGUAAAAAUUGUCUUAGUUUCGUCGUGAAAAUAUAAUCGAAGACCUUAGGCACUCUUUCUCCUAAGGCAAAGCAUUUGAACAUUGCAUAUAAAAACAUAUCUUUAAAGUUACCCGAAGAGUAUUAUUUUUCCAUGGAAAAAUAAACUGACCCAUCUGUAUUCUGUAGUUUACAAAUGUCAUGCAGUUGGAGUUCCUUAAUCACACUUUCAACUAGCUUUAUAUCUUUAUUAAGGGUGACGCUGGAGAUGUGGGAGUACCUGGAAAGGACGGUGCGGAUGGAGAACCGGUAUGUUACACUGAAAUUGAGCAUAGUGCAAACACAAUACACUGAUUCUAUUUUAUAUUGCAUGCAUGGGUAUUCUAUGAUUGUCAAUAAUGAACACAGGGGCACACAUUAAGGGGGGGGGGGAGUCCGAGUUCUCUUUGAGACUGUGUCAAAAGACAAAGUCGGUCCCGAUUUCCUGCUAUAAGAGUUAUUCAAUCCUGUCAGUAAAUUUAUGUAGACCGACAGGAAGAGGGUUUGGUGGCAAUAUGUUAUAAAUAUGUCAAUAUCAACAAAACCUGAGAACUUACAACCCAUGCAUUUGCAUAUUUCGGAUUCUCUUCCAGACAUACACAAACUUUUGCAAAAAAUUGUUUCUUUAAACUUUCGUACUGCUUUGUAGGAGGCGAGACCAUAUUAAAGGGCUGUGAGAUCUGCCAGGCGGGAUCUGCCUCCAUCUCAUUUUCGCCAAGACCAACAUUUGUAAUUAUGUUAAUGUUCAAAAAAAGUACUAAAAUGUUCUACGAAAUAUACAUCGGUAGCCUCAAAAUCGUUACCACAAAGAGUGAUAUUGAGAUUAUACAAAUUACAUUUUUCACAUCUUUUACGUUUUGUGGGCCUCCACUAAGUUUUUGCUGGUGUUGUUGAAGCUUCUUUCGAUAUUCCUAAACGAUCUUUGAUUGAUCAAUGCAAUAAAAUGAUUUUCCUGCUCUUAAAACUCGGUCUUAUCAUAUAGAUGCACUUAUAUGGUGUUUACUAUUUUACUCAUAGUCAUGUAUGUAUAUAAGGACGGAACAUUUGAUUUUUUAUGGGGGGGGGCGCCUUUUUGAAAGUGCUCGAUUUUUUUCUGGCCUCAUUGGCUCCGCACGCGAUAUUUUUUUCCAAAAUUUUGUAAUAUAUUGGUUUUACAAACGUGCCGUGCUUGAUAUUUUUUCAUCAGUUGGGGGCAUGCUCGAUAUUUUUUUCGGAUUUGCGCCCCUUCCCCAUCAAAAAUCAAAUGGUCCGUCCCUAAUGUCGUGCUGUUGCCAUUACUAUUCAAAAGUAAUCGAAACUGAAAUAUACCUUUUUAUUUUACUAUAGGGACCGUCAGGUGAUGAUGGUGCUAGAGGUGUAAACGGAGAAAAGGUAUAUUCACUUAACUAUAGCAUCAAUACACCAACUCUGUGAAUCUCGUUUGUUAUACUGUAGCUUCUAAUCUUUAUUUCGUAUAUUCAAGGGUGAAAGAGGUCCAGACGGCGUAUGUGGACCGGAUGGUCAUUCUGUAAGUAUUUAUUUCUGCUAUUACAAGUGUGUUGGAGAAUUUCUGUAUUUUGCGCCACCGUUAUUGUGCACAAUGGCGGAUACUUCGCGAAAUAGUCUGAGGUGAAUUUGGGUUGUCAUCAUAUUCCUACAAUUUUGUUGCUGCAAAUUGCAUUUUUUAAAACUUAAUUUGCUUGUUACACAUUUAUUUAGCCACCAUUCGAAGACCUUCAGAAAUUAUUGGGGGUAGGCCAGUUGCCCCCUCCCCUCCCCAGUCUCCGCCACUGAUUUUACAGCAAAAGAUGGUCAACCAGCAGUUAUCAGAAUGAGAAAAUAAUGACGUUAAAUUUAUCACUAUGUGCAGUAUUUUUGCAUUCAUAGCAAACCCACUAAUUGCAGGAGAGUAGAAGGGAGUCGAAUUUUUACCUUCGUCUUAACAAAAAUUCUGGACAUAUUUUAGGGCCUUGCUGGUUUCAAAGGUGCCGGAGGUGGGCGAGGCAAUGGUGGUCUCAAGGUAAUGUUUUUGAAAUAAUAGAGGAGCACAGGUGGCAACUCCCAAGAGUUAAGGCUCCUCUCGUAGGUCCAGGGUGGGGAGUUUACCUCAGUUAAGUAACUUACUUGUGCUUGAAAGCUCGUGUAAACCAUAUUAUAUUUGCAUGUUAGCCGCCAGGCCGUGAGUACUAUUUUACCAACAAUGCUUCCUAGAGCAUAAGGCUCAACUCGAUGAACCACAUACAGUAUACAGAGCUGACUCGCCAGAGACACUUUAGGAAGUUUGAGCACUUCCUUACUCAAAAAUAUAUACCACAAGAUGAGUUUCGAUGUAUAUGUUGUAUGCUAUUGAGUUGCCUGUAGUUGUUCAAACUAUACUUUAUAAUUGAUUUCCACAUAUUUAAUAAACUUUAUUAAUUUGUCGUUCGUUGUUGUGCUUAGAAGGUUAAAAUGUGUACAUCGUCUUUCUAUUAGGGACCUGCUGGGUCAGUUGGAACAACCGGAAUGCCGGGUAGCAAUGGAAAUCUGGUUAGUAUCUAGAGUGAGAAUUGAACCCUAACCAUCACUGACGUCUUGAGGAUGUGGUUUAGUGGAGGGGGUGUGGGUGGGGGAUCAGGCUGUAGUUAAUGUUAUUUCUUGCAUAUUUAGUGUAUAUAGGACAUUAAAUUAUAGCCGUUAUUAACACGUUUAUUUUUAUAGGGAAUGAAGGGGCCCUCUGGUAUAAUUGGCGAACGUGGUAGUAAAGGGAAAAGGGUAAAUUAUUAUUUUAGCAUUCUUAUAUAGUAUUGCUCAAUAUGUAUGCUUUUCUGACUGUCAUACAAUGAUUCUACGACGCAUCUAUAAGUGUGUUUCACUAAUAGGCCAUUUCCAAAUUACGGUCGAAUGGCCACAGACAAUAGCAUGCGAACGAGGCUUCGUGCCAGAUAGCCAUGUAAUGAUGUUUCUAUAGCAAAUUUACAACUAGAGCGUAAUUUGGAAAGUUAUCAAAGUAUAACUAUAUGUACUGAUCUUGUGUUUGGAAAACACUUGUAAUGGUAAUAUUUAACAUCAUUAGCUCCCAUAAAUUUGAAUUUGACCGUCAUGUGCAGCAGCAUGUAAAAGACUGUAAAGCAUGUAAAAGAAUGUAACCAACCUGCAUGUGUAUUGAAAUAUUAAUAGAAUAUUUUUGUGACUGUUUUAAAGGGUGAUGCGGGUCAAAAAGGUGACCGAGGUAUAGGUGGAAGUGCUGGAUCCAAGGUAAGACAACAAAUGAUAUUUCAACCUCGUAUCCAGGGUUUCUGCUCUUGUGAGAGCCACAAGGGUACGAUCAUUUCUUGUUGGUGGCGAAAUAUUGGGAUGCUAAAAAGGUUGCCAACAUGUUACCGCAUUUCAAAUUUCAGUCCUUUAAUUUUAAAUUGUGUUUGCUUAAAUUGCCCCCACCAGUAUUGCAAUGAAUUACCAAUAAGGGAAUGGGUACGUGCUUCAAAUGUUUUAGAAUCAUCUGGAUUUAGAAUCAUCAUUUGUAGCUUAACGUUCCCUAGAAAUUGUUUAGAACAACCAUCAUCAUAAUUUUUGCAGGGUGAAUUGGGUCCAGAUGGGGUCCAAGGAGAUGCCGGAACAAGCGGUGAUAAGGUAUGCAAACAAUUGUCACAUUAAUAAUCAUAGAUAUUUAGCUUGGCAGUGAUUUUGAUAAAGUAUAAGUUGUAAUUGAUCGUUGAUGCACGUCAAUGAUAACAUCCAGUAGUAACAUAUUGUUCCUUCUAUUGCUUAAAUUAAAUUAAAUUAAAUUAAAGUAAACGCAAUUUUCAAUGUAGUAGUGUUAUGUAAAAUGAUUCGUGCAAGCGUUUUACAGGCGUAUAUAGUAUUAAUUAUCAUCCACCUGUUUCUUGAUGUUUAGGGACCUGCUGGAGAACGCGGAAGAGCUGGAGGCCCUGGCCGACGUGGAAAACAGGUAAAAUAAACAGAGAUCUACAUUUGCUUCAUCGACAAUAAAUUACAUGUUUAACCGUGAUUAAUUUAAUGAUAUUAUAAAUUAUAUUAAUGAUAUUAUUAUUGAAUAUCACUAGGGUGAUCGUGGAGAUCCUGGUUUGCAGGGUCAAAGUGGGGAGAAUGGUAAACCGGUAAAGUUUACGUUAUACUGUACAUGUAUUUAUAUAUAAGCUGGAUUAUUGCUAACCCUGGGUUAAAAUUUAACCCGCCGUUGUAGUUUGUGUGUUUCUGUACGUCUGUUUAUUGUAAAACUUUAAAAAAGAAAACACUUAAUAUUCAUGCAGACAAGGUUUUUGAAGAAAUAUUUCCAAGUUUAUAAACUAGUUGUUAAGAAGUUUCCUUUGAAUCCAGCUUUGAAUAACCGACCCUUGGACAAUGAAUGGUACAUAUAGUGUCUAAUUACCAUCAUUUAGCAUUGUUUUCUUCAAUGUAGGGUGGUAUUGGCAAGCUUGGCGUGCAGGGUGAGCGUGGAAAUGCUGGAGCUAAGGUACAUUUAAUUUAACUUGCUAACUUAAGGUGGCUCCCUACAAUUUUCUAAAAUUUUAAGUAUUUUAGGUAACCUUCGUUUUCCACCAAAUUUGUAUUGAAUACAUGCACUUAAAACAGGGCAACAUGAUAAUUUCCUGGAAAGUUUUGAAGUCUUGUUCUGUCGAUAUAUGAACAAAUUGGAACGGUGUUAGUGUUGCCAUGGCAACCAUGACGUAUUUAUCUCUUACACUUUUAUUAUCUAAUUUCACAAUCAAAGGUCAAUUUUUCUAAAACUUUUUUGACGAUUUAUGGUUGAUAUAGGAAUAACAUACUAAAAUUUGAAGGGAGAUUUAAAAGGCAGGUUUCGAGAUAUUCAUGAUAACGACUACCGAAAAUCCGUCUCGUGGAAUUUCUUAAAUUGUUGAUAUGUUUUACUGAUCAUCAUGCUUAGCAAAUGUGCGCACUUUAAAAAACAUUCACUAAAGGAAACGUGAGAAAAAGAACCCUAAAGCACAGAGUAGAGACAUACACAGACGUAACUAGUGUACCCACUUUUUUUGUGCGCGUGCUCGGCAAGUUACUAGAUGCAUGCAUCUGAUUGGAUGAUGACCUCAGUGAUGACGACUCACUUUAAACCUGCUCAGCACGCGCAUUUUUCGCCCGGUCACCUGAAAAAAAAUGGGUACAUGAUAACGUCACAGAAUAGGGUACACAGAAGGCCGACUUCUUGGUUUUUCCUAUGAUUUUCCUAUGAUUUUGGCGUAACCCGUAAUUCGUCAUCAAAUGCUGACGCCAUGGUCCUAGCCAGUGCGCGUUUGAGAGGCAUACACCCCCCUGAUAAUAUUCAAAAUGGCGGAUGUCCAGGGGGGGAAUGCCUCUCAAACGCGCACUGGCUAGGACCAUGGCGUCAGCAUUUUGAUGAUGAAUCAUGGCGUGGCAGCGGUUACUCGAGUCGCCCUUCUGUGUGCCUUAUUCUGUGAUAACGUAAUCUUCCGCAGUGUUUACAACGGUCAGUUACGUCUCUGUAUGUCUCUACUCUGUGCCUAAAGUCCAGUUGAAGUUGCUGACGUGACAAAUACGAAUUCAAAUACGCGCUUGCUACAUAGAUUCCUAUUUCCGUAGUUUACUGUGUAUUGUUGAAAGAAAAUUUUUAAAAGUUUUAUUAUUUAUUUUUCGUUUUCCCUUUAUUCAGGGUGAAACUGGUGGUCGGGGUUUACCUGGUCUGGCUGGAAUGAGGGGUGCGGAUGUAAGAUUACUUUACUUGUGAAACUUGGAUAUAUUCAAUAUAGUAUUUCCUUGUAUUUUACCAUGACAUAAUGUUCAAUUUCAAUAAUUGUUUUUUUCUUAUAGGGUUUCCAAGGCGGCCGAGGAGAAGCCGGGAAAACUGGAGGAGAAGGCGUUGUUGUAAGAUUUUUGAAAAUUAUGUUUCUUGUAACUUCUAAAGUAUUCCAUGCGACUCUAAUUUACAUAGACCCGUAGAAAUCAAGCUAUUGUCACAGAAUAAAGACAUACAGAAGUGUAUCUUCUUAUUAAAAGUGCGUAAGGGAUUUUUUCAGUUCGCCAUGUUCUUAGCAAGUGCCCUAAAGAAAGGCAGUCACCCAACCUCGUUCCCAGGGGAAAAGGCCCUGGGAACGAGUUUGGCAGUCACCCCCUGAAAACGUAUUGAAAAUUUAAUAUUCCAGGGGGGUGAAUGCCUCUCUUUAGGCCACUUGCUAAGAACAUGGCCGCCAGCUAUUUCGGUAAAAAAGCGCCUUACGGUUUUGUAAUGGAAGUUACACUUCUGUAUGUCUUUAUUCUGUGCUAUUGUUGUUAAGCAUGUCUAUAGCAUAGGCCCAUAGGCGUAUGAGGCCGGGGGGGGGGGAGGAGCUCCCAAUUUGGACAGUUUGGACAGAAAUAACCAAUACGUCGGGAAAUUUGUAGUUAAGUGUUGGACAAUUUUUCUGUUUCGUUGAAAUCGAUUUUUAUGCCAACAAACAGUAUUACGGAGAAUAAUUGUAUUUACAUUUUUACUUACAUUUUCUGACAUACAUGUAAGUUCACCAUAUAUAUUUCUGACAUACCAUUCACCAUAAAUAAAUAAUUUAAUUAGUCAUCAGUCUUGCUUUUCUUUAAAGAAUAUUCCUAAUAUUUCUCUCAAAAUUUCCCUGGGGAGCAUGCCUCCGGAACCCCCUAGCCAUUAUAUAGGGCCUCCGGGCCUCGUCGGGCGGACUGUCAUCCGCCACCCCCCCCCCCCCCCCUAGGCCCAUACGCAUAUGAUUUAGCACAGGAUUUUAUGCUCCUGGGAAUAUACUUAUUCUAACAAUAGCUUGUAAUGAUUUCUAAAGGUUUUUUGUACACCCUGUAUAAUUACAAGUUUUACAACAAUUGUCAAUAAUUUCGUAGGGUGGCCCUGGAACAUUGGGCGAUCAAGGACCAGUUGGUUUGUCUGGUAAGCGGGUAAGUUGAAUGCUCCUACUAUAUCCAUCUCUUCUGCCGCCAAUCGCCAUCCCCGUAUCUCCAGCUCCAUAAUAGAGACAUUACGAUGUGGGACGGCAACGUGACGACGACGGCUAUUCAUACAAUGAGAUUCCUAAUAUUUAAGGGGGGAAAUGAAUAACUAAUGUCUCACGGGAGUUUGAGACGCCCAGUUGACAACGGGAAAUUACAGACUUUUACGUCUUGGAUAAAACGCCUGCAUUUCAAGACGCGAGAAGUGAUACUCAGCAAAUUAGCUCAGUACUACAGCCACUAUUUUAAGCUAACCAAGCAAUAUUAAGUUGAUACGAUCAAUAAUAUUAUUGUCUACAAACUUUCUUUACAAUAAUUUAUUUGAAUGAUUUAUUCUGGCCGUUGCGUUGCCGUUGUACAUCGUAAGGUCUCUAAUGUGUCUGUCCUACUUCUCAUCUCGUCCCAGCCUUGCUUCCUUCACCUUCUCUGUAUGUCUCGACACAUUAGUACAUCACGAAUGCAGCUUUGUUUUAAUGUCUUUGUUCAUAUUGUUUUAUUUCAGGGUGACCAAGGAGCAACUGGGGAUCAAGGUGUUCGCGGGAAAGAUGGUCGUAAGGUAUGUUGUGCAAUAUAUCCUCUAGGGAAGCACUGGAUCGAAACAACAUUUUAGGUUCAACAGGAGUUCUUCGAAAUAAAGAGGUCACAUAAUCCACCUUUCAAAACGAAAGAAAUGGCAUUGGAGAAUGUACAUUAUUUGUACAUUUUUAAGAACAUGACCCUACAGGCUACAGCUCUCGUACCACUCAGUCGUAAUAUUUAUUGCCAACACACAAUAAAUAAUUAAUAUAAUUAAUAAUAUUAAAUUUAUUAUUAAUAAAUAUUUAUUGCCAACACACAAUAAAUCGCAACUAAGCCGCGACCGCAACCAUCUUGUGAGCUCACUUUUGUGAGGUAUCCUAUUCCAACGCAAUAAAAUGAUAUAUCAAAUAAAUAUAUAAAUUAUGGAUAUAUACAGUUAGAUAUCCAUUAUCCAGGUUUUAAAACAAGGUUGUGCGCUAAGAUCAUGGUGAUUUAAAUAGUCAACUCAGCAAUUCCUGCAAUGACUAAACAGUUUUAUCUAUUUUACGCGAAUGACUGUUCUUGUUUCAACAGGGAUUUCUAGGUCCUGUAGGAUACAUUGGUGAUCGUGGACAGCCAGGGCCUCCGGUAAGUAGAGAAAAGAAUGAAAUUUUACUCUUUGGUCUUAGUAUGAAUAAUGCAAAACUUCCAAUCCUGGUAAAAAAUACUCCGCACUCUUUACUUAGCAAUGUGUCUGUGUAAUAACAUAUAAUUUAACACAGAAUGGUUAGCCCCCGCUCCUUUACGAUGUUGGCUACACAUUAACAAUAAUAAUCUGACAAAAGUCAACAUUGAAAUUGGAGGAGGGAGGAAGAAGGGGGAGUUAUAGUAACUUAAACUCGGAAAACCAAAUUUGUUAUUUACAAGCACAGUGGGCCAAGGUUUGGACCAGGAUUGUGUGACAGCCUAGUUGGAACACUCGUCAAACCUUCAUUUUGUUAAUCAGGAGGUUGAAAUGACCCGUGUAACAAUGUGUUGCUGGCUGCAUCCUAUGCUGCCCACCCAUGUGUGACUCUAACUCUCAUUCUCCUCCGGAUUAGAGUUUGGAUUAGGAUUAGGUUUAUAUUUGGAUAAGUUUAGGAUUACGUUUAGGUUUAGGAUUAUAGGGUUGGGAUUAGGAUUAUAAGAAUGGGAAAUAGUUUAAUAUGGAAAUUGUUUCCGUUUUUCUCCACACAGGGUGAAUUGGGUCCACCUGGCAAGCAGGGAGAUAUUGGUGCACAAGCAGGACCAGUAAGUAAACUGACAGUGAAGUAAGGCUACGUUCACACGAAUUCGUCCGGUUCCACUUCUUCACUCUCCGUACUGUGCUCUAAUUUGCCGCUUUCAUACGUCACGUGUGGACGAAAUAAAAUUUGGGUACGGUUCUAAAUUUAUCCGAUCUCGAACGAAGCCUGUAAACGAAACCUGUGAACGAAGCUUGUGCAUGAAGGAAAAUUAUAAACGAAGCCAGUAAACAAAUCCUGUAACCGAACCUUAUGAACGAAGCCAGUAAACAAAUCCUGUAACCGAAACUUAUGAACGAAGCUUGCGUGAAAACGAAGUUCGUGAACGAAGCUUGUGAACGAAGCUUGUAAACGAAGCCUGUAAAUGAAACUUGUGAACGAAGUCUGCGUGAAAACAAAGUCUGUAAAAGAAGCUUGUAAACGAAGCCUGUAAAAACGAAGUCUGUGAAUGACGCCUAAGUUAUAAAGCAACGGAAAAAGAAAAACGCUCGAAGAUUAGUUCAAUAGGCAAAUAUAUAUAAUUAUAUACCAUUUUCUUUUACAAAAUCUUUACUUUAUAUCUUAGUCCUCUUUGGGAAUAUUGUUAGAAUGUUUUAUGCACGUAGUUUACUGUCAACGACUUUGUUUCACAUUUGAAUUUUCUAACACCAACGUUUCUUCGUGUUAAAGGGUGCUCCUGGCCCUACUGGUGAGCCAGGAACUCAAGGCAAACCUGGACCCAGGGUAAGUCUAAUGUAUACAGUAUAUUAAAUCCGGAAAUACCUUGAUGAUUUGACCACUGAGUUUAAAUCUAGGAUCGAUUAAAUGCAAUUUUCCGUAUUGUAUCAUGAAGUUCCGUAGUGAGUAAAUAUAACUAUGAUAUAACGAACUGAAACGGCUGUACGUUAACACUAAGUGUAAUUUUAACUUUUAAGCUACUUAAAAUCUGGGAGAAAGUGUAGCACUCCUCAGCAAGUAAAUGUGCUUUGAGAGAAUUUCUUUGCAUAAAAUCAAUUACAACAGAUGUGUUUCUUAAUAAUGUACUCUCAUCAAUUUUAAGCUUGUGUACAUUGUGUCAAAUGGAUGAAAGGUUGCUACUCGUGGUAAAUGGAGAAAAUUUUCAUAUAAACUAUCGCUUGCCAACUCUCUUCUUCAUUUGAGCAUGUCUUUCCUCAAGCUGACCAGUAGCCUGCCCGCAGGUGACCAGGCGAUCGCACGCCUGGCAAUUCCAGUAGUGGUAUCUAGCACUUCCAACAACUUAUUAGGCAUAUAAAAUGAGCCGGAUCCCGACCCAAUCCAUUCUAUCGAUACAAAUAUUUUACCAGCUUACAAUGUGUGGAUGGAUCACGUAACACAAAGUAACUCAAAUUGUGCUCUUUAUUACAGGGCAACUUUGGAUUAACCGGACCGACCGGCCCUGUUGGUCCACCUGGUGCCACGGUAAGACUUACAUUAUUGUACCUGCACUUGUCCACUUGGAUAAAUUUGCAAUUGUUUUAUGUCAUAUACGUAUGAGGCUUUUAAUGCUCUUGCAUGUAUUAUAGGGAAAAGAUGGCAAUGCAGGGAAGAACGGAAAAGAUGGUCAAACAGGAAAUCAGGUAUUAGGAAUUUAACUAAAUUGUAUAAAAGAAGAAUACUAUAAUAAGUUCUUUGUAGGAUUGCAUGGCGAUAAAACAUAUAAUACUUUUUGUUUGUGGAAACACCACGUAAAUUUAUUACUGCCAAGCUUUCGAUCCGUAAGCCUCUUCAUCAGUGCUAAUAAUAUGUGCUAAUAAUAUGUGCAAAUAAUAUGCACUAAUGAAAAUCUGGGCGUAUACGGAUCGAAAUCUUUGCAGUAAUAAAUUUACGUGGUGUUUCCACAAACAAAAAGUAGCCUAAGAAUGCCAUACCUAUACUUACUAAGUUAUUUAAUAAUUUUCCAUGCGGAGUUAUGAGCAGCUCAGACUUUUCUGUUAACUUUGUAAAAUAUUUGGGGUUACCAAUGAAAAAUGUUUUGCUAAUAUCUAAAAUAUAUUUAUAGGGUAAAGAAGGACCGAAAGGAAUUCGCGGAGGGCCUGGAUCGACAGGAAAAUCCGUAUGUGAACACUAAAUAGAAGCUAAUGUAUUGUAUUGUCUCUAAUUCGUGCAUGCUCAACAUUUAACUGUUACAAAUAAUGCUGAAGAAAUUAAGUAAGGAUAAAAAUGUGCUAUAAAUAUCAAUGUGCGAUUUUUCGACUUUGCAACUAUCAAUCGUUUGUGCGUUGACAAUGACGCACAAGAGCAGGUUUAAAAAUUUUCACAUUUCCUUUCAUAUCGAUUCUACAUGAUGUGAUAAUUUUGAGUUGAAUUUUAUUUUCACACUGAGUCUUUCUUCGUGACUCUCAUAUAUUUUCUUUUCUUUACCAAUCGACCAGGGAAAAAGCGGACUGCCUGGAAAUUCUGGUGAUGCAGGAGUCUCUGGAUCUCGGGUAAUUAUUUACGUUCGACAGCACGGCACAGUGGCGUAGGAAGCAUCAAAAGAUUGGGGGUCACCGGCUUCCAUGUUGGUGAGGGGGGGGGACGGACGGGAGAAACAUUUUCCGGUCAUACCACAUUUCAUGCGCAAUAUAAUACAUUUUCUUACAUUUUCGAAUUCCAAACAUUCAAUACGUUUUUGACCAAAUGUUUUUUAAAAACAUCGAAAUUUCCUCACAAGAAGGGCACCUUCGAUGAUAAUAAAGGGCACUUUUCAUCACAAAAAAGGGCACUAUGAACAAAUUUGGGGGGUGGGUUUCGUAUCGCCUGCGCCCCCCGGUUCCUACGCCCUGGCACGGUAUGAUUAUAAGGUUUUGAGAGCUAAAUAUAUUUUGAGUGCACUUUAAUGAUGGCUGUAUCUCGUUGGAAAUUUAGAUAGAAUUCGUCCAAUGACUAAUCUGGAUUGGUUAUCCAAGUUAAAUAGUCUGCAUUGUGUUGUAGGGUGAAACUGGAGAUCUUGGUGCUCCUGGACAACCUGCAGAAAAUGGUGUGGGUGGGACAACUGGACCCAAGGGAAGAGAGGGGCCACCGGGAGAAUAUGGAUUGCACGUAAGGAAUACUUGAUGUUACUUUGGACUAAUUGAAGGGCAUUUGCUUAUUUCCACAGUAGGAUUAUUUUUGAUGGUACUAUCUACCUUUUUCUACGCUCUUUAUAGGUCACUAAAAUUCUGAUCAGUCAUUAAAAGUAAAAUAAUCCAGUUUGGUUGAUUUCAUGACCGUGAUUAAUUAGUCUUGAUCUGCAUGCGUCUCUACAUUAACGAAUAAAUAAAUAAAUAAAUAAAUAAAUAAACGGAAAUAAGUUCUAAAAUUUUAACACUAACGUCAGCAUGUUCUAGCAAAUCGUGUUUAAAAUGCUCAAAUAUUAUGCAAAUUACAUUGAGACUACUUGAAUCGAUUGUGUGUCUUAUAUUUUUCACACUCGGUCCGCUCUCAUUACCUGCAAUCGAUCAGUUAGUAAAUAAGACUCCAUUGUUUUAAAUGUUUAGGGACAAGCAGGCAGUAAAGGUUUCAAAGGAGAUCCUGGGAACGAAGGAACGAAGGUACGCGAAGGACUGACAUUAUUAUACAUGAUCUGCAUUUUUAAAAAUCUUCUAUCUUUACAAUGACAUUGUUCUAAUCACAGGCGGCCCAGACGUGGGUAGAGUCGUAUGUAUUAGUAUCAGUAUAUAGUAAAUAUAUAAAUAUUAUAGUAUACAAAUAAUGAAUGUUUCUUCGUGCAAUGGUAAGAAUAUUUUCAUGAGGUGAAAGAUGGAAUGUUCCAUUCAACGAGGCGACAGCCGAGUUGAAUGGAACAUUCCAUCUUUCACCGAAUGAAAAUAUUCUUACCAUUGCACGAAGAAACAUUCAUUAUUUGUUUUAUAUAAUACCAAAAGUCCAGAACAGACUAAUAGAUUCGUAUGAGAAGCAUUUUGAGGGAUGCGAUUUAUCGAAAACACAAAGAGUGCAAUUGUACUAUACGUUUUAUUCCAUUCGCGGAGAGUGCAAUGGAACGUGUUCCAUUGCACUCUUGGGAAAUGGAAUUUUCUAUUCAAUAUCACGUGACCAUAAACAGCCAAUUAAACGAUUAGAAUUUAAUAAGGUAUUAUAUAAAAUAUACUAUACAGUAAAAUUUGUAAUGAAUUUUAUAUUUUAAAAUUAUAUUUACUUGCCUAAUUUGAUUGUAUGUGAUCGUCUUUUAUUUCUGGGUGACUAUGAUGACAGUCGCAGGCAUAGAGUGUAAACUAUAUUUAUAUAUUUACUAUAUACUGAUACUAAUACGACUCUACCCACGUCUGGGCCGCCUGUGUUCUAAUACGUGAUUGUGGUGAAGUGGCUUUGCAAAUGUCUGACUUUUCUAAAUCCUUUGUGACGAUGACUUUUAGAAAUUAAAGUCUCAAAACUCGUUUUGUUUAAUCAGGGCCUACUUAACAUAUAUGCUUGGGAGCUCAUAUAUGUUGGCCCCCAGUACUCAGUAGCCUGCGUGUCAGGCUCUAUGCUUGAAAUAGAGCCUGCUACUGAAGUCAAUAAAAAGUGGAUUUAUGCAUACGAAUCGUACGCAAAAUGUGCCGUUAUUGUCAUAUUUUUAAUUAGCGCUGAUAAUCUAAUUAACAAUCGCCGUUUUGAUUGGUUAUUAUUUUCGUGCAUCCAAAUCACUGUCCACUUUUUAGUGACUUCAAAGUUCAAAAGCAGGCUCUAUUUCAAACAUAGAGCCUGACAUGCAUGCUAGCCCCCCAGUGCAUGAAGAUCCUUUUUGUCUGAAAUGUAAGCAAUAACGCCAAUAACAUGCAGGAAAUCCAGCCCUGCAUGGCCAGACCAAGAACCAACCUCGUUCUCAGGCUAUUCCCUGCCAGACCCCCAUAUACAAGGUCGCACUUUUGCAGUUCACCACCGCCCACUCCCCUCUGGACGAAUUGUUAAAAAGACUCUGUGUUUAAUUCAUCCUGUGAAUUCAUAUUAUUUAAUACUUCUUAUUUGGAAUAUGUUUUUUUAUUUUCAGUGCUAUAACCUUACUUUUUAUAUAGUUGUUAUUGUCGUUAAAAUACUCUGUUUAGUAUAUAGUACUAUGUAUCUUAAACUAUCACACAAUUUUUACAUUUUCACAUUCUAGGGUAUCAAAGGUUUACAAGGCAAGAAAGGUUCUGCUGGAUCUGACGGACGAAAGGUAUAGAGUGCAAGAGUGUUUUUUUUUUUACAUUUCUUCGGAUUGUUAACUCUUUUCUUUGAUGUAUUCUACUUCUUCGUGGAUUUGGCAACGUUCUUCGUUGAUUGUUAGCUUCUAUUCUACUAUGAUCGUGUUUCUCUUCCUAAUUUUAAUUGUAACGUUUUGAGCAAUCUGACUAAAAAUCGUUUAGCGGGCGUUGCAUAUACUUUUCGUUGUUAAUUUAUUCAAAUUUAAAACAUAUUAACUCCAUCCACAAUAGUCAAUACCUUGAUUUGGGGGUGGAAGCGGGAUAUUUUUACCUUUGUUUAAAAUAUUCAUAUUGUUCUCAAGACUCGAAACUCUUUUUAUAAACUUUAAUUUAACAAAAAUAAACGAAAAGAACAAUAAUAAAAGUAAUAUUUCCUUCAUAAAAUCUCACGAACAACGUUUUUCGAACGUCCUUAAAACCCGUUGCCUAGCAACCCCUCAUUGGACAUAGGUUGCCCAAGUUUACUGUUUUCGAAAUGUCAACCAUAAAAUGUCAACUACGAAUUAACUACAAAAUACAGUUAUCUUAACAACAUUCCCCCUCCCCGCACUGCGUAGAGUGCGUAUCUAAACUAACUGUUCAACUAACACUGUUCCAUCAGUUUUCUUGAAACAGCGGUACUAACUUGUGUAUUGGUCGAACUAAGGUUCUGUCUCCGCACUGAACUUUUGCCACUCGCGUGUGACCGUCUUUUCCAGGAUACAUCUCGAUGAUCCGUCCUAGAGGCCAUCGACCUCUUGGUAGGUUGUGAUCUAACGCAAGAACAACGUCGCCCGUUUUCAUGUCGUUCACUAUUUCCGUCCACUUCGGACGCUUGUUUAAUGUGGGAAGGUAUUCUUUCAACCAUCUCGUCCACACCUGAUUGAGUAGUUGUUGCAUUCUUCGCCACCGAUUCCGUAAGUUAAAAUUGGUGUAGUCAACCGAUUCGGGAGCCACUUCUCCACCCACUUGCCCGUGUAGGAAAUGGUUUGGUGUCAACGGUGUAACAUCUUUUGGGUCUGUCGUCUGAUAGGUUAAGGGACGGGAGUUGACCAGACUUUCGGCAGCAGUAAAUGCGGUAAUCAAUUCUUCGUCUCGAAUGUCACUGUUUCCCAGGACCGAAUAGAUAGCACGUUUCGCCGACUUGAUCAUCGCUUCAUGUACUCCUCCGAAAUGCGGAGCGGCUGGAGGGUUAAAAUGCCACUUUACUUUGUUGAAGAGGUGGUUUGUCUUCUGCUGAAUACGGUUUGGGUCUAAUUUUCCCACCAAAUCUCUCAAUUCAUUUACGGCUCCCACGAAAUUAGUUCCAUUAUCACUUGUAACUUCGGACGGUACCCCUCGUCGGCUAGUGAAUCGAGUGAAAGCAUUUAGAAAACUCUCCGUGUCCAGUGCCCAGGCCAUUUCCAAAUGGAUAGCUCUUGUCGCAAGACACGUGAAUAAACAUAACCAUCGCUUUUGACGCUGUCUCCCCCGGCCUUGCACCGUGAUAAAAGGUCCUGCGUAGUCCACAGCGCUCUGGUCGAAUGGACGAAAGGUAAAUCUAAGACGAACUUUUGGAAGUGGAGCCAUUAUUUGUGUCGCAAGCUUCAUCUUCCUCUUUUUGCACUCGUUACAUUCGUUCUCCCAGCUUCGAAUCUCUUCCCGUGCUGCUAUUAUCCAGAAUCUUUGUGACAGUUGAGCCAAAAUGAAGUUCACACCCCCUGUGUGAUUUGCUCUUUCAUGGUAAUGUUUAACAAUUAGUUUGGUUACGUGGUGACCUCGGGGUAGGAUUAUGGGGUGCUUUACGUCAUACGGAAGGUAAUCUGCAUACGUUAGUCUGCCAUCCAUACGAAUGAUUCCAUUCUCAUCAAUUCGAGGUGAUAGUUUAAUCAAAGGACUCUUGGGUGAGAUUGUUUUGUUGCUCUUUAGGGCUUGGUACUCUUCGGAAAAGAUUUCUAAUUGUACGUUGCGAAUGAUAUCUUCUUCUGCGUCCUGAAUUUCUUCUGGCUGUAGCGCUUUUCCAAAUACCCGAUUUGUUUUCUUCUGCAUGUUGCACAGAACUCGGACGACUCGUGCAUAAAUGCAAACCAGACGCAUCCACGAUGAGUACCGAUUGGGGCUUAAUCUCCAUUCGUCUGUUGUCGCGUUCGUUGCGGGAUUUUGUGGUACUGGACUUCCAUGACUAACUAAGACAGUAGGCUUCCUGCUUUCUUUCAUUUCGGUUGGAGGGCUAUUGUCAACAACUCUUGGCCACUUGUCUUCAUCCUUCAACACCCAGUCAGGACCAUUCCACCAUAAUGAAUUCUCUUUGAGGUCUUCAGCGUUUAUACCACGUGAUAUAAGAUCUGCAGGAUUCUGCUCCGUAGACACGUGUUGCCAUUGUUGAGGAUCACUAAACAUCUGUAUUUCACCGACUCUAUUAGCCACGAACGCACGAAAGUCCUUUCCAUGACCUCGUAUCCACCAAAGCACAUCGAGACUGUCCGAAUAGAAUGUUACGGUGCUCAUAGGGAUUUCCAAGACUCCAAUAACUGUUUGUGUCAAUCGUAGACCUGUUAUUGCGGCCAUUAACUCCAGACGCGGUACGGUGACUGGUACCAAGGGAGAAACUUUGCUCUUUGACGCCAAUAGACGACAUGUAGGAGGAUAGGAUUGCUCAUACUCGAACCGGGCAUACACUGCAGCACCAAAUGCACUUGUUGAAGCGUCAACGAAGGUGAUCAACUUGAAGGAUGUAAUUGUCAAUGCAAGUCUAAUACAACGAGAAAUCUUCACUUCUGCUAAAACGGAUAACUGAUUAAGCCAAGACUGAAUUUGGUUUGCUAUGUCGUCAUGUAUUUCAUCAUCCCAAUCAUACCCUCGGCUCCACAACGAUUGAAGCAACAUCUUUCCUUUUAUGAUCGCCGGCGAAAUCAGACCGAGAGGGUCAAAGAUUGUAGCUAUCUUCUUUAGGACGUUUCGUUGUGUUACCGACACGAAUGCAGUCAUUGGUGGUGCUGGAACGGAAAGGGUGUCUUCUUCGCUGAACCACAAAAUACCUAACGUUUUAGUCACUGGUUGUUCUGCGUUUCGAAUCACCAGUUCAGAUGCUCGAUGCUCUUCUGGAAUAGCUGCCAGAACUUGCUUUGAAUUAGAGACCCAUUUCCUGGCUUCCAUACCAGCAUUCUUCCAUAGCUCUUGCAGUUCCUUUUGAAUAGUCUCGGCUUUGGCUUCGUCCUCGACGCUAUCGAUACUAUCGUCCAUGUAUAUAGACUUCAGAACUGUUUCAGCUGCUAGUGGAUAACGAUCUUGAAAACGACGAGCAUUUUCUUGGGCGACAUAUUGCGCUUCCAUAGGCGCCGAAUUUUUCCCAAAUACGACUCGUGUAAAUUCAUACUCAUCAGGCUCCCGGUCGCUCUCGUAAUCUCGCCACAAGAUUCUAAAGUACGGACGAUCUUUCUCUUCUAUCUCGAUUUGUAAAUAUAUCUCUUUUAUGUCGCAGGCAAUUCCAAUUGGAUUUCGCCGAAAACGUACGAGGACAUCGAACAGUUCGGUUUGUAACUUGGGACCAGCAGAGAUUGCAUCGUUCAGCGACACGCCUUCGCACUUUGCCGAGCAAUCGAACACUAUGCGCACUUUAGUUGUUGUUUUGUUUAACUUGACUAUCGGAAAAUGUGGCAGAUACCAAGACGAUGGAGACGACAUUUCUUCGGGAGUCAACUUUCGUAAAUAACCUUUUUCAAUGUACGAUUUUAUUGUUUCUUCGUAUUCUUUCCUAACAAAGUUAACUUUGUUGUUCAAACUUCUUUCGGUGCCUUCCAGACGUUCAAGGCAUAUUUUAAGGAAUUUAAAGUGGUGGGCCAAAAUUUACGGUAGGGCCCCCGCGUCCCGCCCUGCCGGCCCAGAGUAUUGAAUAUUUGUGUAGUAAUCGUGUUGAAACGCUUCCUGAACUUAUUGAGUAUAACAGUGUCACAUUCAGCACAUAUUUAUUAUUUCUAGUUUCUACACUACAGAGGGGUACUCCGCUAACUCCGGUACUGGCGUACUGGCUACUGGGGUAUCAUGCCAUCAAGGGCAUGGGUGACAAACCCCAGUUCUGA
Molecule: messenger RNA, 29408 nt
Organism: Paramuricea clavata
Lineage: Eukaryota; Metazoa; Cnidaria; Anthozoa; Malacalcyonacea; Plexauridae
Source: the annotation of a GenBank genome assembly